Messenger RNA from Trachemys scripta elegans, 7652 nucleotides. RefSeq names its product EYA transcriptional coactivator and phosphatase 3 (gene EYA3). The transcript is spliced from 18 exons. Lineage: Eukaryota; Metazoa; Chordata; Testudines; Emydidae. Gene Ontology annotation, molecular function: protein tyrosine phosphatase activity. Gene Ontology annotation, cellular component: nucleus. Bases 197 to 1924 code for a protein of 575 amino acids. Gene Ontology annotation, biological process: multicellular organism development; positive regulation of DNA repair; cell differentiation. The record is from RefSeq and is a predicted model, not a curated record.
GUUCUGCUUCCGGGUUACGCUGCCCUGGCUGGGCUCCGAGCUGAGUGUUCCUUGUACCGACCGCCACGGCCGCUGCCAUGUCCCCCACGGGACGCAUUGCCGGGGUCGGCUCCGGAGCUGCCGCCUCACGGCUUUGAAGACUGCAGAUGAAGACACACAAUCUAAACAUUUAAGCAUAUUAAAAAUAUUAAUACUCAUGGAAGAGGCACAAGACUUACCAGAACAACCUGUGAAAAAGGCCAAGAUGCAGGAAUCUGGAGAACAAAACUUAAGUCAAGUGAGCACCACAGAAGUCAGUGAUCAGAAAUCUGAAUCUUCAAGCCUUGGCCCAAACCUUCCCAUGUCAAGUGAAAUUCUGACAUGCACUGAUUACAUCCCAAGGUCACCAAAUGACUAUACCUCACAGCUAUAUUCUGCAAAGCCAUAUGCACAUAUCCUUUCUGUACCUAUAUCAGAAACGAUGACCCCUUAUCCUGGUCAGACUCAGUACCAAGCGCUACAGCAGACUCAGCCCUAUGCCAUCUACCCUCAGACAACCCAGACCUACGGACUACCUCCUUUUGGUGCACUGUGGCCAGGUAUGAAACCUGAAAGUGGUUUAAUUCAGACUCCAUCUCCAAGUCAGCACAAUGUUCUUACCUGCACUACAGGGUUAACCACAAGCCAGUCCUGCCCAGCACAUUAUUCUUAUCCUAUUCAAGCAUCAACUACCAAUGCUAGCCCAGUCUCCACGUCCUCGACUGUUGUCAAUAUUUCAACACCAGCUGUAGCCAGCAUCUCGCACCAGGAAUAUCCUACCUACACAAUUCUUGGCCAAAGCCAAUACCAGCCAUGCUACCCAAGUUCUGGCUUCGGGGUUAUAGCGCCAGCAGAUAGCAGCCUGGAGAGUACCAUGUUAGCAACCACCACAUAUCCAAUUGAAAAAGCAAAUGCCAUGGUGCCUACGCGGACGGCGCAUAGACAUUUAUCUGGAGAUCCAUCCACAAGUCCAUCUUUGCCAAGAGCAACAGCCAGUAAAGAGUUAGAUGAGCAGACUAGGAAAAACAUGGCUGGGAAAAACAGGGGCAAGAGGAAAGCAGAUGCCUCCUCCCCUCAGGACAGUGAACUGGAACGAGUGUUUCUAUGGGACUUGGAUGAGACCAUCAUCAUUUUCCAUUCCCUUCUCACAGGGUCGUACGCCCAGAAAUAUGGAAAGGACCCAACUCUAGUGAUUGGUUCAGGUCUGACAAUGGAGGAGAUGAUUUUUGAAGUGGCCGACACACACUUAUUUUUCAAUGACUUAGAGGAGUGUGACCAGGUGCAUGUAGAAGAUGUUGCGUCAGAUGACAAUGGACAAGACUUAAGUAACUACAGUUUCUCCACGGACGGCUUCAGUGGCUCAGGAAGCAACGCAAAUAACAGCUCCACCGUGGGGGCACAGGGGGGAGUGGACUGGAUGAGAAAACUGGCUUUCCGCUAUCGUAGAGUGCGAGAGAUCUAUGACAAGCACAAAAGCAACGUUGGAGGCCUCCUCAGCCCACAGAAGAGGGAAGCUUUGCAGAGACUACGGGCUGAUAUAGAAGUGUUAACGGAUUCCUGGCUGGGAACUGCAUUAAAAUCCCUACUUCUCAUACAGUCCAGAAAAAAUUGUGUGAAUGUCCUGAUCACGACGACACAGCUGGUGCCAGCUCUUGCCAAAGUUCUCUUGUACGGCUUGGGAGAAGUGUUCCCCAUUGAAAAUAUUUAUAGUGCUACAAAAAUAGGUAAAGAGAGCUGUUUUGAGAGGAUUGUGUCGCGAUUUGGAAAGAAAGUAACAUACGUGGUGAUCGGAGAUGGGCGCGAUGAAGAGAUAGCAGCUAAACAGCACAACAUGCCCUUCUGGAGGAUCACGAACCAUGCAGACCUUGUGUCCCUUCACCAGGCCCUCGAGCUAGACUUCCUGUAAGAAGCUGAGAAGAGCAAAUGUAGCUCCUUUCAAGCCCCUCUCCAGGAGGGGCAGAAAUCUUGUCUAUCUGGGAGCUUUCUUUUAACCUUGAUGAAGAAAUGUAGCUUAUGCAAACUCUACAGUAGGAGGUGACACCCAGUCACUUCCUCAGGAGCACGGGUACUGCCAGGUACAAAGGGGUUUACCCAAAGCAGCAGAUACAGUAUAGCUACAGUCUUUAAUGAUUCUCUGUUUUCUAAAGAAGGGAAUGGCUGAGGUUAAGGAGCUCUUGUUGGUAAUCUCCAGAGAUUCACUGUGCAUAUCCUUGUGGUAAUAUAACAACAGCAGACUUUUGUAAGAUCCCUCUCCCAUUCUAACCAACUUAAUUAUAGACCCCACAGUGAAUGUAUAGACAUUAUUUUUAUAGAAAAGAGUCUAGCAUCUGGGGCAGGGUUGAACUUUCCCCAUCUUGCAAGGCCAAAAAGUCUGUUAAUUUUUCAUGGGAAAUAUUAAUGAAAAUGACAAAUAUACCUCUGUCACUGUGCAAAUGAGCCCCUCCCCCGCCCUGUCUGUUCAGAAGAGUUAAUUUAGUGCCAUUUCUUUAGAUUGUUUUGUUCCAAGGCAGCUUCACUGAAUAGUAACAAGGGAGAAGGGCAUGUAUCCGGGACUUGUAGUUCCCCGUAUAGGAAAAGAUCGGCUUUCCUAGUGAACACUUGGGUCUCUAUUCAGUCACCACAGACCCCUUCCCCUGGGCCCUGUCUCCUAGCUAAGAAUUACCAAUUUCUAGCCUCGCCAAUGGCCAGUGAUUGGGACUACAGAGUGAUGGGCACUAUAGGAACAUGUGCUGUAUUUCAUUCAGCACUGCUGAUGUGGUGGGAGGUUCUUCACUUGGCCACCAGUGAUUUAAGGCACAAUUAUUCUUUCAAAUUAUAUUAGGAAAAGAAAUGUCAGUGGGCUUUCUGGGCUGUUUCUUCCAGUUCCAUCCGUGUCCAUUAAGUUCCUGUUGGCAGAAUCAGGUUCAGUUGCUUGGAUUUCUCUUUCCACUACGCUACAGCCCCAGUUACACCCAACAAAAAUCCAUUUGUCAGUGGAAUUCUGUUUUCUAGGACAACUGAGACCAAGAGCCACUAGCAAUGAGUGGAGACACUCACCCAUCCACCCCCACUGCACCCAGACACGGAUUGUAGCUACAUUGACCUUUCUGCUAGGGCGUAAGUGACAUCAACUCCCAGUGAGAAGACCUGUAUCUUAGCACCACCCUGCUCAGUACCAGCCAUGUGUUAGACCUUGGAGAUUGUCACCUCCAAGUCAGGGGCUUCAUGUCAGAGGCCAGUUCCAGUGUUAGCUGCAGGGCUUUGUUCUGCAUAGCUCUCCCCAUCCAUGUGAAAUUCUUCUGCCUCUUUCCUAAGCAUGGGCCAAGGCAGCACCUGAACAUGUAGCUACUCGGAGGUUCCUGUGUACAAUGUAGGAGCCUCUCAUGCCCAGCAGCAGCGCAUCUUCUCUGCUGUUCGUGCUCAGCUGGGAUACGAAAGGUUUGAGGUAUCCAGAGGAUCCCAUCUUUAGACAUCCUGAGCUCCCUAGACAGCCCUUGAUCCCUGAUCUGGAACCUAUAGAGGGGAUGGUCUGGGAAGCUCAGCACUUCACUCCACAGAGCUACGCACUGAGAGGGACACUGAGCAGCUGCUUGUUUUGGCCAUAGCUACCAAAGUGUCUCUCCUACUCCCCCAUGCCAUCAAGCUCAUGCAUGUCUAAGGAAAGUGUCUGUGCCAGAGACACUUUCUAAGAAUUCGGCAUUAUGGCUAGCACCAGCUCAGCUGCACGGGUGUUGGCAGUGCUGGAGCCUCCUGUGGAGAGCCCGCUGGCUGCUGCCACUGUUCUAAGCACUGUCAGCUCUGAACAGGGUCAGGAGAAACAAUGACUGAAAAACUGGUGGCAAGCAGGUGGCCUCUCUAGACUAGGGCUCCCAACCCUGCUAACCCUGGGACAGCUGGAUGGAUUUGCUAAUCUAGGCAGAGCCAAAGUGGUGAGAACUGGGAAAGCAUGGAGGUCUCUGGAUUUCAGGUAUAUUUAGAUCUUUGACCUCCUUGAUAAAACAACAAAUAAGCAAUGUCCUCUCCCAACUGCCAAAGGGAGCUCUGGGACUAGGAGCCUGCCUUUCUUGUAAUAUCCACUCACUAGGCACUAGCUUUGCACUCUGACCUUAAGCUGAUAUACUCCAGAGCUGGGUGCAUUUGUAGCUGGCUCCCCAGGAGACUUCUUCCAUGUGUUUAGUGCCGUGUACAUAGAAACCAUUCAGUCUGGGAAGCAUCUUCCCUGGUAGAGAAUCUGUGACGCCAGUUUCAACAGUGAGUAGUUACUUUAUGGCUCAUUAUAUGGGAAUUGUCCUAAUGUUUGGAAAUACGUCUGUAUUUGUAACUACUGCUCUGUUCCCUGCAUUGGCAGCCUGAGGGAGGCUGCCUGGUCAUGUAGUGUUCAGAUACACUAGCGUCUCUUGCUCGUGUUGCUGCCAUUACCCCAGUGAGGUUUACACACUGACAUUGGGAGGAGACCCCAUUGUCCCUGCUCUUCCUAACAUGUUGUGUACUGGGGGAGAAGGACUCGGGGCGGGGUAGGCAUGCACUGUAUAUGGUGGUGCCCCUGUGUUUGGGGAGGCUAGAGGAGUGUGGCGAGGGGUGUCCUAUGUGUGACAGGAGGUCCUGGAGUUGCCCUGUUCUCAGCUCCUUAAAGCACCUGUUCGUAAAAUAAAGCCCAUAGAAGGGUUAGCUACUACAUUAACCACUGAGAAUGGAGAGGAGCCAGCAGGAAUUUAGCCACAUGAAAAUGCAUAGUUUCCAAAGACACAGAUGCUGUGUGCGUCUGAAGAUGAGAAGUCUACUUUGGAUGAUCGAAGGAGAAUCCGUUCUGGUUUCCAUAAGCAUCUCUCACUGGUGAGGGUCACUAGCUGGCCAGAAGCUCUCUUGUAAACAUGCUUGAGGCACUUUGUCCUGUGAAACUGAGCCUGUUUGGAACAUGUCAUACUUUAGUGAACUUAACUUGGGAUUUGAAACCUGUGCCUUAACCUUGGAAAACUCCCCCUUCACUUCAGUCAUUGUACAAAGUAGAACUGCAGGGGAGCCCUGCCUUGGGGGGGAUCCCCCGGUGCUCGUAGUGAGCGUAGAAGCCAAGGUACUGAGCAGUCAGAUAGCUGGCAGGCUUUGCUUUGUGUUUGUUUACUUCCGAUUAUUUUAAGGAACCUUUAAGAUCUCAGCAAAACUGAGUGUGAAACUAUUGCAGCCAGUGAUAUUUCUUAGCAAUAUUUAUACGAUGUCUCCUCGAAUGUAUGUAAAAUACUUUUCUACCAGGAGGUUGAUGGUACAUUUCUGUGUUACAUUAAUAAAGGUUAACCUGGCUGUUUUAUUCUUUCCACGGCUGGCUGCAUUUGUGAGACUUGUCCCUUCGCUAGGGAGCUGGCAGGCGUGGGAUUCUCUUCAGAAGAGGAUUGUUUGAAAAUGCCUGCUGUUUUGUUGCUUUUUGAUUAUUUUUCGAUUUGAUUGUAAUUUAAGCGGCACAGCCCCCUAAGAUGCUCCCUCUGAGUAUUCCUCUGCCCUCCAGGCUGAGUCGGUAAAGUCUGUGUCCUCAGCUUUGCUGUAGCUCCAUUACUUUAAAAACCAGCCUGUUGAUGCUUGCUGGUUCCCAGUGCCCUGGCAGGGCUGCAUUACCCCUUUGUACUCGAGUAUAUUAGCAAACAGGUGGUUCCCUCUGGACCCGCCAGAUGCCUUACACAGAACCAGGUGUUGGUUGCAGUGUAUGUAUGUGACUGAGGGCAUUAAUGGCUGUGGAUUCCGUGACCAGUCAUGUUCUGUGAGAUGGGAACUGUCCUAUAAACUGGAAAAAUAAAGUCUAUUUUCUGUAAUAAUUGCUAUGGUCUAUUCUCUGAAAACCUGACUGUCACAUCCCCGCCCAGCAGGAAUUGUGCCCUGACAGGGAUGGUGUCCCUAGCCUCUGUUUGCCAGAAGCUGGGAAUGGGCGACAGGGGAUGGAUCCCUUGAUGAUUCCCUGUUCUGUUCAUUCCCUCUGGGGCACCUGGCGUUGGCCACUGUUGGAAGACAGGAUACUGGGCUAGAUGGACCUUUGGUCUGACCCGGUACAGCGGUCUUAUGUUCAGUGUAAAUGGCACUAAAGCCACCCAGCUGGCUUUAAAAUCCAAUAUGACAGCCCUGGAGCUGAUUAUAGGCCGGGGAGAAUUCUGAACCCAGCCCUGGAGGGGCCAUCUCUCAGGGUGAAUGAGGAGCGUGCUGUUCAUGGUUCAUGCAAGACUUUUGCCUCUGUGCUGUGGCUGCCGACAUGGGGUAGUUCUUGCUUGCUGCGUGGGCUGGACAGAGAACCACAAUUGCUCAUGCCGCAACAUUGAUGAGUUCUGUGACUUACGUGGAAUUUUUUUGAUGUUUAAAUUGUUUUUAUUUUUAAAAAUAAACCUGUUUAAAAUGAAAUCUAAAUUUAAUACAAAAUCUGUUACAGCCAAAACUUCUUCUCUCUUAAACAUUUAAAUAAAAAAUAACUGCUGAAUCCAUGAGCCUCUAGCAAAACCUUUAGGUUAAAGGCUGUUUUUCUGUAGAAAGAAAGAUGUUUUCCCCCGAUUCUAACUUCUGAGGUCAAGCUUUAUAAAUAUGGCACAAUAGGUCUGGAGCUGCGUUAAUGGCUUGAUCCUGUGGGGGACCUGGGGAUGUGCCACUGGGUGCAAAAGACCCAGUCUCUGACUCUAGGAUAUGCCAUCGUGUAUCUCGUCAGGAUCAUCCAUUGAGCUUUCUCGGGGGUGGGGAUCUCAUACUCCUUUUUUAUAGCUUGUCCCUACCUGAGCCCUUAUGGCCUCAGUUCUCAAAUUAUGAAUAUUUAUGACUCCAUCCGCUAUGGACACUUAUUCUCCAGCUCAUGAAAAAACACUGAUCUGCCUAGUAACUCCUAGCCCUUGCUUCUGAAUGGGGCUGGGCACUUCCAGUAAAUGGCCUCGCGUGUGUGCACAGACAUCCACUAACUUCUGAACUGCCUCCCUCUGUCUCUAAACAAGUGCAAUACUGCAGUGCAACAGGCAUGUGGGUUACACAAGCAGAAGUCUUGGAUUGCUGUUAGUUCUUUGGGCGGGCAGGGAAGUUAUGUAACGGGAGAAGGAGCAGAUUGUGCAACCAGAAAGGAGCAACACCAGUGUCAAAACUGCACUGGGAAGAAGGAACAACAUUCUUGUGUGCAGCCUUAGUUCUGAUUUCAACAGCUGGAAACGGGGGGAGAAAUAGCUACCAUGGCUGCAGGUUGUAAAAAAGACCCUAUUAGAAUAGUUUUGAGAGAUUCCCGUACCUCUGGGUAAAAAAAAGAACACGUGCUGAAUGUAAACAGUGCACCAAAAAGAUGCAAGGCACACCGAUCUUGGUAUAUUAACUUCUGGCUCCAUCAUCUGUUUUUAACAAGCAUAAUUUCAACAGUCUUUGGAUUAUAUCAGAAUGGCCUUUUUGGUUUACUUGGUCUGAUUCUCUUGCACCUGUUUAUAACAUGCUUUCUUUAUUGAAAAUAACUCGCCCUGCUUUCCAUGUAAAUUCCCAAGAAGGCAAAGUUUUAGACCAAUUAUCACAACAUCUGAAAUAAUCAGUGUAAUUCACUGACCAGUUAAUCCCUCUCUUUGAUUAAAUCAUUGUUAUAAAUGUGAAACAUGUUUUGAUAAGACAUUUAUGUAAAACAACUUUUAAGGUAGUUUUGUUUAAUAAAAAUAAAUUUUAUAUUG